CUCAAAUGAAGAACCUAACCACACCAAUGAUUGCUACGCUUUUGGCAGUUUAUUCUCUAUUCUCAUUCGCAAUGGCCGCCAACAAGGAACGCACUUUCAUCAUGGUUAAGCCCGAUGGAGUCCAACGAGGACUCGUCGGCAAGAUCAUUGAGCGUUUUGAACAGAAGGGCUUCAAAUUGGUAGCAAUGAAGUUCAUGUGGGCCGAGAAAGAAUUGUUGGAGAAGCACUAUGCCGAUCUGUCUGCCCGUCCCUUCUUCCCCGGUUUGGUCAACUACAUGAACUCCGGUCCAGUGGUUCCCAUGGUGUGGGAGGGUCUCAAUGUGGUCAAGACCGGCCGUCAAAUGCUGGGCGCUACCAACCCUGCCGACUCCCUGCCUGGCACCAUUCGCGGUGACUUCUGUAUCCAGGUUGGCCGCAACAUCAUCCACGGCUCCGACGCCGUCGAAUCGGCCCAAAAGGAGAUUGCCCUCUGGUUCAACGAGAAGGAACUCGUCACCUGGGCUCCAGCAGCCAAGGAUUGGAUUUACGAAUAGAUGAUGCAUGCAUGCCAAUGUGUAACAUCUGCAUUUCAAUGCUAUGCCGCCACUCACCUAAGUCUUAAAGUGAUUCUUUUAAAGAAUAAAAAAUUCCACAGUAUCUAUA
Drosophila grimshawi is the source of this 642-nucleotide messenger RNA. It is a transcript of the gene awd, whose product is annotated as nucleoside diphosphate kinase. Gene Ontology annotation, molecular function: nucleoside diphosphate kinase activity. The record is from RefSeq and is a predicted model, not a curated record. Gene Ontology annotation, biological process: CTP biosynthetic process; GTP biosynthetic process; UTP biosynthetic process. Lineage: Eukaryota; Metazoa; Arthropoda; Insecta; Diptera; Drosophilidae. The transcript is spliced from 2 exons. The coding region runs from base 6 to 533 and encodes 175 amino acids.